Messenger RNA from Brenthis ino (lesser marbled fritillary), 648 nucleotides. Lineage: Eukaryota; Metazoa; Arthropoda; Insecta; Lepidoptera; Nymphalidae. The record is from the annotation of a GenBank genome assembly.
AUGAUGAAAACCGUUUCAAGAACUGGGGUCAAAGAAUUUGGAAUCAUUCCAUUAGAUCCUUUACCGUUAAGAAAUAUAUCUGCAACUGUCUUGGACGGUAUAACUAUCAAUGUAUCUGAAGGCGCAAUGAAGGGCAUGAAAAACUGCGUAAUUAAUGAGUUCAAUAUCGAUUGGGAAAAAGAAAGAGGAUAUAUGAAUGUCACGUGUGACGUUUUAUCUCUCAAAGGUCAAAUCGUAGUCUCUGGUGAAAAUCCAGAGAUACAAAGUACUAUUGGUAGCAAUACUCUAAACGGUCAAGGUAUAGCCGAAAUAAAACUAGAUAACACGAAUUUGUACAUCGAAGUCUCAAUUUAUUUGACAAAGAAAGAUGGUGAGAUUUACCUCACGAUGUCUAACAAAAAUAGGAUAUAUUUAUAUGACAUUGGGAAGGCGCAUUUUAUAACUGAAAAAGUCAUGUUUCCAAACGAUGACUUAAGUCAAAUCGUAUCAUCCUAUUUAAAUGAUAACUGGAGGACAACUAUGAAGCAAUUCGGAUCUGUAUUCAUGAACAAAGCACUGGAGUUGUUCAUUGCUCUUAUAGCGAAAUUCUGUGAUGCAAUUCCAACCAGCAAAUAUAUUACUGAAGACCUUAAUCCUUUCCUUAAACAU